This is a messenger RNA of Penicillium maclennaniae, 723 nucleotides long. It is a transcript of the gene tpcF, whose product is annotated as glutathione S-transferase tpcF. The transcript has a single exon. The coding region runs from base 1 to 723 and encodes 240 amino acids. NCBI's taxonomy places the organism in Eukaryota, Fungi, Ascomycota, Eurotiomycetes, Eurotiales, Aspergillaceae. The record is from RefSeq and is a predicted model, not a curated record.
AUGGCUUCUGCUAUUAAGCCAAUCCAACUCUACGGGGGAAUCCUUGGACCCAAUCCCCUGAAAGUCGGCAUCAUUCUUACCGUUCUCGGUCUCCCCUAUGAAGCCAUCCAGGUUGGUUUCGACAAGGUCAAAGAACCUGAAUACGUCGCAAUCAAUCCCAACGGCCGUCUCCCGUCCAUUCAUGACCCCAAUACCGGCCUCACUAUCUGGGAAUCUGGAGCUAUCAUCGAAUAUCUCAUCGAGCGCUACGACACCGAAGAGCCCCGCAAGCUGAGCUUCCCCAAAUUUAGCGCCGAGGCCGAAGCAGCUCGCUCUUUCCUCUAUUUCCAGACGACCGGCCAGGGUCCCUACUAUGGCCAGGCUUAUUGGUUCAUGAAAUAUCAUAGCGAGAAGAUUCAGUCUGCGGUCGAUCGCUAUGUCAAUGAGGCUAAGCGCGUGACGGGGGUUCUGGAGGCGUGUCUUGCUAAACAGAAGGAGGCGAACAAGGAUAACGGUGGGGACGGGCCUUGGUUGGUCGGGAACAAGAUUUCCUAUGCGGAUCUUUCGUUCAUUCCUUGGCAGCGAAGCGCGUACGGUGCGUUCGCAGACACUGGCUUCAACGCGGAGGAUUUCCCUCUUGUCGGGGAUUGGCUUCAGCGCAUGUAUUCCCAGAAGGGAGUUCAGGCUGUUUUGAACUCGGCCGAUGAGCAGAUGGCUGAGAUGAGGAAGGCAAAUAAACACUAA